AUGCAUUGUAGGACAGCAUCUGAUGAAGAGGAGCAUCUGAGUCUCCACAAUGCCGUUGAGGAGGCGGUGCAUUUAACGUGGAACAAUAACUAUGAGAGGGCAAAGGAGAUACUUUCUCGUCACAAGGCGAAUCAUCCUCGCUUUUCCCUAGAAUUUGCGAAUGUGUUUCUUGUUCAAACUCUCAUGAACUCCACCAAUGAAACUAGGGAGGUUUUGCUUGACCAACUCAAGGAGGCAGACGCGCUGGCCUCCCAUGCCAAGCAUGGUGAUUCCAUGUUUCGAGUUGGCGAGGUCGCUGGAAACAACGAAAAUUUGAGGUUUAUCAGCAAGUCCCAGCGACAAAAAAGGAAAAAGGAGUUUGAGCGGCGUCGGAAGGCCGCACAGAAAGCCGGUGAACCUUUCGACGACGCGUGGAAGUUAGAGUGUGACGUUAUUUAUGCGGAGGCGUUGUUCAUGCGGGCUGUUGGACAGUUAAUGAUGAACGCCUACUUCCGGGGUGGGAUUAACCUUCGAAAAGCGUGGGGUUUAUAUUAUAAGUUGAUUCAGCAAGUAGAGGCUGAUACAGACGAUCGGAUUCCAGAAGAAUUGAAGAUGUGCAUCAAGUACGGCACCGGUACCUUCUACACGUUUCUUGCCUUUGUUCCGUCUACUGUGAUGAAGGUACUCUCAGUCGUUGGUUUCGUGGUGGAUAGGGAGUUGGGCGAGCGGUACCUUAUGGAGGUAUUCGAGAGUGAUGGAAUUCGAUCGCCGUUUGCGGCACUUGUGCUAUGCACAUUUUACUUGUUUUUGCCAACAGGUCUCGGUAAGGUUGAGGAAACACUCGUGAAGGCGAAGCGCAUACUUGACAAGAUGAACGAGCGGUACGAUGCAAAUACUUAUUUUUAUGGUUACUCCAACUUCUACCACAGAAAAAGGGGUGAGAUUGAGCAAGCAUUGGAAACAAUUGAGAAAGCUGAAGCGAACGCAGAGCGUGUUGGGUUGGUUCCUACUUUGGUCCGUUACCUGCGCGCCGACACGCUUUUCAUGGAUCUGCGUUUUGAAGAAGCAAAGCAGCGUUACACCAGCGUCAUUGAGCAUCUCAGUGUAACAAAGCAAAGCUUCGCAUACACAGGACAGGUGGUUCUCUCCCUUGCGGCUUGCUGUGUCAUGCUCGGUGAUGAUAAUACUGCAGUGUCCUGGUUGAAAAAGGUUGGCUCAAUGUACAACCCAAAGUCGAAAAAUGACGCCAACUCCCCCAAGUUUGCCUCACGUGUGUUGAAUAACAACCAACUUCUGCCCCUCUGCGGGGUUUACAUGCUAUACAUUAACCGUGACCUCGCCCACAUGAACGUUAAUCAGGCUGAACGCGUCCUGAUGGAACUCCAACGCGUUACCACUGGGAAAGAUAUGAGCAGCCCGGAGGCCAUGUACAUGCACACCCUUUUCGUGGCAGUUAUUCAGAAGGGUUGCGGCCGCACUGACGAGGCAGAAGAAGGGAUGAAGAAGAUAUUUGCCAACGAGAAGAGUAUACCAAGGGAUUCUAUGGUUUUGCCUUACGCGUAUUAUGAAAUGGGUGAGCUGGAGUUCCGACGGGGUCGAAUUGAAGAAGCAAAGAGACUCUUUACGAAAGGUCAGUCAAUUCCCGGUGAUGGAAAUGAAACAUUGAUGAAUCGAUAUCGCAUAGCACUAAAACAACUUAAACAAAAGACUAAUGAUGGGUAA
This is a messenger RNA of Trypanosoma brucei brucei TREU927, 1701 nucleotides long. RefSeq lists its product as hypothetical. The record is from RefSeq and is a predicted model, not a curated record. The transcript has a single exon. The coding region runs from base 1 to 1701 and encodes 566 amino acids. NCBI's taxonomy places the organism in Eukaryota, Euglenozoa, Kinetoplastea, Trypanosomatida, Trypanosomatidae. Gene Ontology annotation, molecular function: protein binding.